ACAUCCAAGAUCAAAAGUUGUAGCAUGACACACAGUUAAAGAGCAUUAGGAGGACUGCGCUGUGGUUGCUCCGAUUGGCUGUUGAGGCUACGUCAACCAUUUCACGACGUUUUUUGCGGUGUGAGCCUGUCCUGCAGAUAGUGGAGUGAGGCUGUGGGGCUCUGUGAAGCAGUGCAGGGAAUACCGACGGAAUACUUUUCUUCUGGUGUGGGGGUUCAAGGGGGUCGAAGCGACCGCAGCCUCAUAGGAGUUUUUCCACUGAAUGCUCCGUGCUUAUUUACACUGUAGCUGAAGAUAUUCGUUUGGAUUUACGUCCAAAAGCAAGAAAAUGACACAUUUCAAUAAGGGGCCAGCCUACGGAUUGUCUGCUGAAGUGCGAAGCAAAAUUGCUCAGAAAUAUGACCCACAGAAGGAGGAGGAACUCCGCUUCUGGAUUGAGGAGGUAACAGGAAUGUCUAUUGGAGAGAACUUCCAGAAGGGCUUGAAAGAUGGAGUCAUACUCUGCGAACUGGUUAAUAAGCUGCAACCUGGUUCAGUAAAGAAAAUCAACCUUUCACAACCGAACUGGCACAAGCUGGAAAACCUUGGGAAUUUCAUCAAAGCUAUCUUGGCUUAUGGCCUAAAGCCCAAUGACAUCUUUGAGGCCAAUGACCUGUUUGAAAAUGGGAACAUGACUCAAGUCCAGACCACACUGCUUGCAUUGGCCAGCAUGGCCAAGACCAAAGGUAUGGACACAAAAAUUGAUAUCGGGGUGAAAUAUGCAGACAAACAAGCUCGACAUUUUGACGAUGAGAAGAUCAAGGCUGGUCAGUGUGUCAUUGGACUGCAGAUGGGAACAAACAAGUGUGCAAGUCAGGCUGGAAUGACUGCUUAUGGAACCAGAAGACAUCUGUAUGAUCCAAAGACUCAGACGGACAAACCCUAUGACCAAACCACCAUCAGCCUGCAGAUGGGAACCAACAAAGGAGCUAGCCAGGCAGGCAUGUCAGCCCCUGGUACCCGCAGGGACAUCUUUGACCAGAAGGUUGCGCUGCAGCCGGUGGACAACUCCACCAUCUCCCUCCAGAUGGGCACCAACAAAGUCGCGUCUCAGAGGGGUAUGAGUGUGUACGGCCUGGGUCGACAGGUCUAUGACCCCAAAUACUGCGCCCCCCCAACAGAGCCGGUCAUCCACACAAAUGGCAGCCAAGGCACCGGCACCAAUGGCUCAGAGAUCAGCGACAGUGACUAUCAGGCCGAAUUCCAGGAUGAUGAUUACCACAGAGGUUAUCAUGACGACUACAGCUCCCAUUACAGCGAUCAGGGCAUCAACUUUUAGUGGAAUCCUCCACCUAGAGAGCAGUAUUAACAAGGGUAUAUUAUAAACUGCAGAACAGAUCAAGUCUUUUGCUAUCCUCACUAGUCUGUUUUUUCUCUUGAAGCAUAAAAUGAAAUGCCUUGAGUGCUUUUCUUCCUUACCUAGACUCUUUGUUCUGAAAAGCAAAGGUUGUAAGAAGUUGUAGUGCCAUAGAAUAAUGAGAUACAGUAAUGGAAAUGUUUUUUUUAAAAAAAGCAUAAGAGCAUUCUUUUUAAUACCUACUUUUUUAAAAAAAGAUGUCUUUAUGAUGGAACACUGAAGUAGUGAGUACUUUGUGGACCAAUGGUGUAGCAUCAGGUGAAACUGCUGCAUUCCGGUGUUGGUAUUUCUGGACUGAAACUGUGCUAAUGGUCCAUGUGAAAGGAAUUCCCAUGUGUAGUCUUACACCUCCCCUUUCUGUAAUCAUAAACCCAGCCACAGUUUGUAUUCUGUACACUUUUUUUUUUGCUCCAUUUAAUCACUAGUUUUUGCUUUUUUCAAUUCUUAUGAUGUUGAGCACAAUGACUAAUAUAGUGCAGAUGACCAAACUCACAUUGACUCGAUUUUAAAAACUAGGCUUCUGUUUUCCGUCUCAAGACAUAUAUUUUCAUAUUGUUCCCUUUGUAUCCCAAACUGUAUUUAUUAGAAUUACUACACAAGUCCACUGUUGUAUGGUUGGUGUAGAAAAAGUUGGAUUAUAAAUAAAGCCUUAAAUUCUUAAAUGCUCAAAGCCUGUCUGCGCACUAUUGUUACAAACAUAUUACAUGUCUGUACUGGAAGAAGGUGCUACAUUCCUCAACAUGUUAACAAAGUCAGUUCAUGCUGCAUUUUAUACUUUGGAAAGACUGACCCUAGUAAGUUAUAGUAACAUGGGGGCUGAUUUGCAAAAAACAAAUGAAAAAAACAAAACCCAAAAAAACUGUCUAUAGCAAUCAUACUGAUAUGAAUCAAAUGUAUGUCAUGACUAUUUUAAACAAAGUACAAGAAAAGUACAAGAGCUCUGCUAUGACAAUGUAAGAAAGAUAAACAACCGUUGAAUCUGUAAUGUAUUAUGAUGCAAUAAAUUAAUGUAAUUUAUCAGUGUAUAAAAACAGGUAAGCAUUUGUCCUUGGUAUGUAGCGCUCCAUUGUUGUUGUUCCUUCAUUAACACAUACUGUAGUUUAAUUUGACUCACUUUCACAUCAGGCCAAAAUGUCUGAGGUUAUUAGGGACAUUAUUUAGAAAUACCAUGCACAUAACUAUUUUCAGCAAUAGUGGUUGUACAAAUGUUGCUGAGCCCAUGUAGUGAUUAAUAUCUUUUAUUUAACUGUGUUUCACAAGCCCGUUUUUGUUUGCGAACAACUGGGCCUUUAGAGGAUGCCUGUUUCAUAUCCAGUUAUAGUAUCACCUUUUAAUACUGAAAAUUAUUAGAGAGUUUUUUUAACCCUUCCCAUAUUUGCAUCUUUAAUAUUGGGUAAUUAUUUCCAAAUGUUUUUUUUCCCUCAUAAGCUAUUGUUAAGAGUGCCCCCAUAAUUUCAGUAAUAAAGUGGAGCUGAAACAAUUAGUAAAUUCUUCAGUUACUUGUUCGAGAGAUUAAAAAUCAUUCUUUUUUGUGGCCUUUUUGACCGUCAGUAAAUGCAAAACAUGUUGCAGUGACCCAAAUUCUGAUGAUCAUUCGCCCCAUCUCAUAGUUUUUCUGCUACAUGCAUGUUUGCUGCUGUCAAAUAAAAUAACGACUGGUUGAAGAGC
This is a messenger RNA of Scatophagus argus, 3064 nucleotides long. It is a transcript of the gene cnn3a, whose product is annotated as calponin 3, acidic a. Gene Ontology annotation, biological process: actomyosin structure organization. The transcript has 7 exons. Bases 329 to 1318 code for a protein of 329 amino acids. The record is from RefSeq and is a predicted model, not a curated record. Lineage: Eukaryota; Metazoa; Chordata; Actinopteri; Scatophagidae. Gene Ontology annotation, molecular function: actin binding.